AUGGAGAUUUCCGCAAGAGCUGAGCUCGUCUGCAACCACACCGAUGUGUGGGACUGGGUCUACACCAUGCAACCGGCCUACAUGUCCAUCAUCUGCCUCCUUGGAGUGAUCGGCAACUCCGGUGUGCUGUGUGUGUUCUGCCUCCAGAAGCGGCGCCGCUCCGUGGCCGACAUCUACCUGAGCAACCUGGCGGCGGCCGACCUGCUCAUGGUCUCCUGCCUGCCCUUCUGGGUGGAAGCCAUCGUCAACAAGUUCCACUGGAGGUUUGGGGAGACCAUGUGCCAGCUGAUCAGCAUUGUUAUCGGGAUCAAUUAUUAUUGCAGUGUGCUGUUUCUGACGCUCGUGAGCGUGGACAGAUACCUGGCCCUCACUCGACCUCUGACCCAGGGCAGGAGGAGACGGGCCGUCUGGGCGCGGGGGAUUUGCUUCAGUAUCUGGAUUGCCGGGCUCCUGUUCAGCUUCCCUGCUGUCCUCUUCCGCUCCGUUCAGUUCUUCCCCGAUCUGGGCAUCGAGGCGUGCUACCUAGCGUACCCCCAUGCCGGCUGGAGGCUGCGCUACAACAUGACUGUCAGCACAGUCGGCUUCCUUAUCCCGGUCCCCAUCGUGUCCUUCUGUAGUUACCACAUCACCAAAGCCCUCCGGAGCAGCCGGAGGAUGAGAAGCGGCGUGGAGAGGAAGGCGGCGCGCCGCGUCCUCCUCGUCCUGGCCGUGUUCGUCCUCUGCUGGCUGCCCUACCAGGUCCUCAUCUUUCUGGACACUUUGGAUCAUUAUGAAGUCUUCUCUGGAUGUACGUGGACUUACGUCUUGGACAUUGGAAACCAGUUGACUACUUACCUCGGCUAUAGCAACUGCUCAUUGAAUCCUUUCCUGUAUGUGAUUGUGGGGAAGCACUUCAAGCAGAAGGCGAGGGAAGUGUUUACCCUGGUGCUGCGCAGGAGGACGAGGCCGUGGGCGAGGCCCGUUCAUUCCAACGCCAAUCUCAACUCAACGAAACAAACAGAGAGCACUCAGAUACGCGUCGGUGAUCAUUUGGACCAGAAGAGGAACAUUUCCACCAGACGGACGCCCAUGGACCCGAUGGCGCUGGUGUCGGUGACGCCAUCGUGGGCCGAUAACAGCAGUGGGUCCCGGCCGGCCGCUCCAUCGGAGUUCCCGAUCUCUGCAGAAUGGGAACUGGUCCGGUCCAUCGUUCCCCCGUACAUCUUCACCGUGUCCCUGUCGGGUCUUCUCCUGAACAGCUUUGUGCUGGCCGUGUUCUUCGCUCACAAGGACCGACUGAGCGUAGCGGAGAUCUACCUGAGCAGCCUGGCGCUGGCCGACUUCGUUCUCCUGUGUGGCCUCCCUUUCUGGGCCAUGAACAUCCUCAACGACUUUAACUGGCCUUACGGAGACGCCUUGUGCAAACUGGUCAACGCCGUCAUCAUCAUCAACUUCUACAGCAGCAUCUACACCCUGGUCAUGAUCAGUGUUGACCGCUACCUGGCACUCGUGAAGCCCAUGAAGGCCCGGUGGCUGAGGCGGACGCUCUAUGCCAAGGUCGUCUGCUGCCUCCUGUGGACGUUCGCGGUCCUCCUGAGCACGCCAACAAUGGUUCACAGGAAGGUGAAGUUCAUCGAGGAGUUGGAGACGAUGUCCUGCAUAUUGGAUUACAGUCACGACAGCUCCUGGAAGUUGGCUCAUCAGAUUCUGAUGAAUGUUCUGGGCUUUUUACUUCCUCUCCUGGUUAUUGUUUUCAGCAGUGGAAACAUCAUCAAUGUUUUAAUUCAGAGGAGGAAGAGUGCUUCUUUUCAUGAAACGAAUGACACCAAGACCACAGCCCUGGUGUAUGCUGUCACUCUCCUCUUCUUCCUGUGUUGGGCUCCCUUCCAGGUCUUCACCUUCCUCGACGUCCUGUGCGACGUCCGAGCGCUGGACGAGACGCUGUGGUUCCACACUCUGGAUAUCGGAGGCCAGGUCUCCGUGUAUCUGGCCUUCCUCAACAGCGCCCUGAACCCACUGCUGUACGUCUUCUCAGGGCAGUACUUUAGGAGGAAGGUUAGCGCCAUCUACACGAGGAAUCGAUAUAAUCGCAGAGGAUCAGAUAUGACCACACACCAGCGCUCUGUUGUGUCCACUUACAUGAACAGAACCGAGCAGAUCAAGGCUGUGGUCAUCCUCCAUGCAAAGGACCAGCACUUCCCAGUGGUUCCCAAUCUUCCACAUAAUGCUGAUGGCAGUCAACACAAAGUCACCUUCAAGUGGUCGGUUCUCCUCCUCCACAGCGACCCUGCUAACCUCACGUCUGAAGACCAGAACAGCACGAGCCCCGGGUGUCUUCCUUGGCUGAGCGGGUGGCACGAGGACGUGCUGCCGGUGUACAUCCUGCUCAUCGCUGUGCUGGGCGUGGUGCUGAAUGGGUUUGUGAUGAUGGUGUUCCUCCUCCACAAGAAGGCCUGCACCGUGGCCGAGAUCUACCUGAGCAACAUGGCCGCUGCGGACUUCGUCCUCACGGCCUGUCUGCCCUUCUGGGCCGUCUACGCAGCCAACCGGUUCAACUGGACCUUGGCUAAGCCUCUGUGCUCGCUGGUCACCCUCUGCAUCAGCAUGAACGCCCACUGCAGCAUCUACUUCCUGGUUCUGAUCAGCAUCGAUCGCUAUGUGGCGCUGGUGCACCCGCUGUCCCAUGAGGGAAUACGCAGGCCCAAGUAUGCCAAAGUGGGCUGUGUGCUGGUGUGGAGCAUCGGCCUGAUCCUCAGUGUGCCCACGCUCGUCUACAGGGACGUGAGAUAUUCAAAUGCCUCCAAAACUCACCUCUGCCACCUCCAUUACCCGAGUGCCGCUGCGCUGCGUCUGUGUGAGGGCAUGCAGACCACGUUCGGCUUCAUCGUCCCCAUUCUCAUUAUUUCCAUGUGCACUUUCAGGAUCGUCCGAGCUCUGAAGAACAGGUUGAAUGUUGGGUUGAACUCCAGGAAGGCGGAGCACAGGGCCACCAGCCUGGUGCUGGCGGUGCUCCUGGCCUUUGUGGUCUGCUGGGUGCCGUUCCACCUGCUCAAGAGCCUGAACAUGUUGGUUUAUGCCGAGGUCCUGACCGGCUGCACCCUCCUCAGCGUCCUACACACCUGCAGCAGCAUAUUCAUGUAUUUAGCUUUCUUCAACAGUGUUCUCAACCCCAUCCUCUACGUUAUUGUAGGAAAUAACUUUCGCAAAAAAGUUCGGGAGCUCUUCACUCGGUCGAGCGUCAACAGAACAACAACCCCCAACACCACGUUCACACAAUCAAAUACAUCCAGGAGUUUUUAAACUAUGAAUGCUUCAAGUUAAUCUGUUUUUUCUUCUUUUUUUACAAUUUCACAUCAUUAAACUGAGCUAUAACGGGAGUUAUUUGAUUGUUUCUCAACAUACUCUGACGUCAAGUGUUCGAUGACAACAUGUGACUCACUUUACCGUAUUCUCCAUCGUAACACUUCUGCCAUAUAACUGUUGUUUCAUUAGAAAUGCUUUCAGAAAUAAUUCAAUAACACUGCUACAUAAUUAAGCAGCACUACUAGAUGUUUUUAUUCCAGAAGUAAUGGUCACAAACCACGAUACCGGAGUGCAAGUGAUGUACAGAAGAGCUGGAAACAGACUCUGUGUCUCUGUCACGGUUUAACAGUCUUGAUGAGACACGUUCUUGAUGAGUUGUUUCCUCUCUUUUCUGUUUGCAUGUCUAGAUCGAUGUGUGAAUCUGUCUGUAUGAUUUCAUAUUUAUUUCAAAAAAAUAAUAUAUAAUGUUGUAAUAUGUUAAUGUUAAACAUUUUAAAAACUGCCAUAAAUUAUAGGCAUGUAUUUUCCUGUCUGUUUCUGACGCUGAUAACUCAUGUAUCCCUGCUCUGACUCCAGAAAGCUAACAUGAGAGGAUGAGCUGUGUGUCCAGUUGCUUUGAAUAAACAUCAGAGAACUCUGAGCUUCA
Messenger RNA from Pseudoliparis swirei, 3928 nucleotides. RefSeq lists its product as uncharacterized. The record is from RefSeq and is a predicted model, not a curated record. Gene Ontology annotation, biological process: immune response; G protein-coupled receptor signaling pathway; neutrophil chemotaxis. Bases 1 to 3279 code for a protein of 1092 amino acids. Gene Ontology annotation, molecular function: bradykinin receptor activity. The transcript has 4 exons. Gene Ontology annotation, cellular component: membrane. NCBI's taxonomy places the organism in Eukaryota, Metazoa, Chordata, Actinopteri, Perciformes, Liparidae.